AUGCGCCCAUUCAGCACAACACCCAUUCAGACGCCAUCUUUAAUUGAUCCACAAAUUAGUCGAAUUAAAGAGUCGUAUAAUAAUAUGAGUUCGCAUUUGAGUCCACAGUCAGUAACGCCGCGGAAGAACAGAAAUAUUGAUUUCCUAACGGAUGACAUAUCGGAGCCCAUAAUACCAGAGCUGGCACUCGAACACAUUUGGAGUGAAUCCCAGUCCUCUAUCAGUGAAAAGGCAUCCAAAGUGUUCAUCUCAACCGAUCUGAUGGGACAGUCGUAUAUAUGUCUUCUGGUGAGUCACUCGCAGAGCCUUAAACUCAUUCGACUCGAUCACAGCAAUGACGGAAAGAAACUCAUCUUUUGCUCGACGAAUAUAAUCAGCGCUAAAGACGCCGAACCAAUCGCUGCUCACAAUAUGAUAGUAACCGUCGAUUUGAACAACAAUUUAGUCCUUUUCAGCGGUUUAUAUAAGACUAGUAUUAUUCACUUGCCGUCCACUCUCUGCACGGCUUUCACUAAUUCACUGCUUCUGUCGCCCUCUUCAACGCUCUCCAACAGAUCCCUAUCAUAUCAAUCGCCAUCAUAUAAGCGCUCAUCUCUGGCCACUUCGAGCCGACCUAACAGUGCGACCGGUGUUUUCAAUCCAACCUUUUUAUCCGAAUCUAAGAUUCUUUCGCCGGUUAUUCCCGAAUCUGAUGUCGAAAACAGUUCUUUCGUGUCGUCUCUAAAUCAUUACCCAAUUAUUGGCAAAAUAAGUGCAGUAAGGGAUGCCGUCAAAGACCGGAUUACUGUCCAAAGUGUUGAUUCAUUGCUAUAUCGGUUCGCUUUACCGCCAUUUAGUUCUUCAUAUAUAGUGUCUCAGUGUUUAAGUGCUCUUAAGAAUGUGUUGCCCAAGGAUUCAAGUAUGCAAUUAAUGACCAAAUGGUAUGGCUUUAGGAACGCCCCCAACUCCGAUGAGUUGACCACUGCCUCCGAAAUGAAUUUAUUUAAAUCAUGUCUUCUGUCACUCAUUGGUUAUGACGUUGAAAGCCUUCGUCUGAAUCAUAGCUCACAUUCUUUGAGUCAAUCGCCAGAAGUGAUUAAGAAAAUGAAACUCAACAGAGAAGAGGGAAGUGAUGAGGACUGGCAGUGGCUGUGCUCUCAGGCCAGUGAUGAUCGCGAUAUAAAUGAGUCGAAAAAUACUGCUAUCAAUCCUUCGACACUCUUUCCAUACAUGCCUUCAAUACUCUAUUCAUUACAUUUGCUUUACGAAGACUUUAAACUUCUGGAAAUCAAUUGGGAUUUAUGUCCAAUGAUUGUCGACAUUCUAUACCUGUUUGCAGUAGACCUUAAACUUAGUGCAUAUCAAAUGCAUUAUAUCCUAGACUUUCCCGAUAAAUGUCAUUCAAUUAGUUCCGAAUCGCGGAUCAGUGACGAAGAUAUGAAAAUGAUUGUUCUUAUGGACUUAUUAGGCAUUAAAGAGGAGAAUCUAAAGCAGUUCCCGCCCGGUCUGGCCAUCCCUUUAUGGGAUUCUAUAUUCUAUUGCCGUAAUAAUCCUUCAAAUGAUUGGAACCGUUCGUGUUUUAAACUUAUUGGUCGACCGGAUCUGUUAGUGCUUCAGCCGCCAUACAAGAAGCCAAUCAGCUAUUCGGUGACUAAACUCAAGACAGACUCGUCUGAACCGGACGACGACGGCAUCUCAUACCUUGAUUACGAUGUCCUCAAACUCCUGUUCCCAGACGACCAGCGAAUACUGGAAGCCUAUCAUAUGCUGAUGUCAUCAAAACCGGUCAAAAUAACGAUUCAACAAAAACCCGGCGUUUCAGACCACGACUUCAUCGAAGAACAAGAGCGCCAUUUGUAUACGAUAUGCAUCCGAACGAUGGCUUUGCCUUUGGGUCGCGGGAUGUUGUCGUUGCGGUCAUACACGCCAGUCGUUGCGGAAACCUUUCCCAUACCUAAACUCAAUUUAGUGGGAAGAGUUCCGCCGAGAAAUAACACAAUAGACUUGUCUCACAUCGAAGUGCCGCAGAAUAUGAACACUUGGCCCCUCUUUCACAACGGCGUCGCCGCCGGACUCCGAAUCUCGUCGAACGCGUCGGGAAUUAUCGACUCGUCUUGGAUUGUGUACAACCGGCCGAAGAGCAGUUCGGCGCUGACCAACACAGUGCUGAGUAGUGACGCCCAGCACGAACACGCCGGCUUCCUCCUGGCCCUCGGACUCAACGGCCACUUGGCCUGUCUCUCGACGAUGAGUAUUCACGACUACCUCUGCAAAGGCAACGAAUUGACUCGAGUGGCGGUACUCCUGGGCUUAGCGGCCGCCAAGAGGGGCACAAUGGAUGUGUCGGCCGUUAAAGUGCUGAGCAUUCACGUGGAGGCACUUCUGCCGCCCACCAGCACUGAACUGGAUGUGCCGCCCAUUGUACAGGUGGCCGCUGUGCUCGGAAUAGGACUUCUGUAUCAGAGCAGUGGUCAGCACCACAUCGCAGAAGUAAUGCUCGGAGAGAUCGGACGACCGCCCGGUCCUGAAAUGGAGCACUACAUCGACAGAGAGUCGUAUGCAUUGGCCGCUGGUCUAGCCUUUGGUCUCGUGACUCUCGGCAAAGGAAAUAAUAUGAUUGGUUUGGUCUCAUCGGCUGAAGGCAUGUCAAUGGCCGACCAGUUGUGUCACUAUAUGCUGGGCGGCCACAAAAGACCGUUGACUGCCCUUCAAAGGGAGAAAUACAAGACUCCGAGCUAUCAGAUAAGAGAAGGCGAUUGUAUUAACGCAGACGUGACGAGUCCCGGUGCCACUCUCGCACUCGGGAUGAUGUUCUUCGACACCAAUAACGAGGCGGUCGCCCAAUGGUUCACUGUUCCAGACACUCAACACCUGCUGGAAAUGGUUAGACCGGACUUCAUAUUAUUGAGAACCUUAUGUAAGGGUUUGAUAUUGUGGUCAUCGAUUGAACCCUCGAAGGAAUGGGUGGAAUCGCAUAUGCCGUCUAUUGUGUCGGACAAUGCAUUUCAAAGAAGUCCUAAUGAGAUGAGCGAUCGAUUAGACUACGAGACUAUGAGUCAGGCCUAUUGUAAUAUAGUGAGCGGUGCCUGUUUCGCACUGGCGCUCAGAUACGCCGGUUCCGCCAAUCGGAAAGCAUUCAAAACAGUCAUGAAUUAUAUGCAGAAAUUCAUAUCCUUGUCCACCAAAAGCCAUUUGGCCGAACAGGCCGGACGCAGCACUAUUGAGUCGUGUCUCAACGUACUGGUGGUAUCCCUGGCCAUUAUAAUGGCCGGAACGGGUGAUUUAGAAGUACUGCGCGUCUGUCGCUACCUGCGGUCGCGUCUCAAUCAGGCGUAUGUCCUCUACGGCUCUCAUAUGGCAAUACAUAUGGCUUUAGGGCUGUUGUUUUUGGCCGGUUGUCGGUCUACGCUGUGUUCAUCGCCCGAAUCGGUGGCGGCCCUCAUAAUAGCCUUUUUCCCUAAAUUCCCGAUUCAUAGUAAUGACAAUCGCUAUCACUUGCAAGCGUUCAGACAUUUGUAUGUAUUGGCGACUGAACCGCGACUCGUAAUACCUCGCGAUAUCGACACCGGGAAAGCCGUUUAUGUGAACCUUCAUUGCGUUGUCUUAAACCAGAACUCUUGCUGUGAAAUCAUGAAACUCAGGGCUCCGUGUUUUCUGGCGGAACUCCAUCUCCUCGAAGAAGUAGUGGUCGACGACGAGAGGUAUUGGAGGAUAUCCUUCGAAAAAGACAAGAAUUGGUCGAAUCUUAAGCGUUUCCUACAACGAGAUGGUGUUCUGUAUGUGAAGCAAAAGACUGGUUGUUUGCCAUACAGUGAGGACCCGAAGGGAUUCAAAAGUCUUUACUCGCAGAGCGUUAUGAAGGAUGCGGUCAAAGGUUGGGCUCAUAGGGUUAAUACGACCACUGAGUUCUCAAAUGACAGAAUUGUGAUGACUUUCUCCAAGUACUUGCUCUCAAAUCCAUCGGAAAUGGAGUCCGAAUCGGAGAUCCAGAACCAAUUGUGUUCACUGCUGUUCGACUGCGCCUCCAACGAGAGGCUCGAGUUUCUAUCGCCGCUCAUAAGCCUAACCAAAGUGGCCAAACAUAGCCAUAGCCUGAGUCUGUGGCAAAUCAAGUUCGCCAACACUUGCGCCCAACGCUGCCUUUCAUUGAGAUCUGAUUUCAUUGAUUCCAUUCGAUCUCUAAUUGAAAAACGAGUCAAAAAUUCAAUCGAUAGGAGUUUGCUAUUGAAUUACUUGAGAGGGACUCUGAGAUUAUCUGAAAUCAGUUUGACACUAAUCGAGGCCAUUGUCUUCUAUGAUAUGCCGCCCUUUGGAGCGUUUGCCUCAAUAACUGAUAAACUCUCGUUUGCGGAACUGGUUAUUGAGCUGAAGUCCAAGUAUAGAGUGCCCAUCCCUACCAUUCGGUUACUCCAUAGACUCUAUUUCUGUUGAAUCUAAC
Molecule: messenger RNA, 4417 nt
Organism: Oppiella nova
Lineage: Eukaryota; Metazoa; Arthropoda; Arachnida; Sarcoptiformes; Oppiidae
Source: the annotation of a GenBank genome assembly